Molecule: messenger RNA, 2551 nt
Organism: Erythranthe guttata (spotted monkey flower)
Lineage: Eukaryota; Viridiplantae; Streptophyta; Magnoliopsida; Lamiales; Phrymaceae
Product: disease resistance protein At4g27190
Source: RefSeq, a predicted model, not a curated record
GAGAGUUUAUUAUUUGCACCAAAUACAACUACUAAACAAAAAGAGAGUUUCCCUCUCUUUACUUCUCUCUCCUCCCUUUUUUUCUUCUUCUUCUUCUUCUCUCUCUUUGGACAUUUGGCAUCUGCUCUGCUCUCGGAGUUCUUCAGCCAUGGAUGUACUACUCUUUCCAAGCCACCUCGAUGCUUUUAUCGAGAGGAAUCCAAUAGCAUGUGAGCAACCUAACCUCGAGAACCAUCAGAGUAUAGCAGAAUGUACUGAAAAAUAUUACCAUUGUUUGGGUAACCGACUAUUAUACGUUCGUAAACGGAUGAAUAAAGUAUAUAUGGGGGGGAGACGUGUACCAAAGAUAUUAGACAGAUGGUCAAUGGAUGCUACAGAAUUGAAAUAUAAAGGGAGUGGUCUCCUUGAGAAACUACAAGCUGGAAAGAGUGACUCGCUAACAGAGGAGUCGGAACAUUUCGACAACUCUACUGCCAAAAUCCUAAAGCAUUGCCCCGUCAAAGAUGAAUAUGAGUACGACAAAGCAAUUCCUGUAGUCAUACCUACAAAAAAAGAUCAGAAAUUUAAAACUAGCCCUGUCGGGCAUGGAGGAACAUCCUUCUCGACAAAUAAGGAGGAGGCGCUUGCACGGUUGAAAGCGAAUCCUGUGAGUGGUUUUCAUGAUUCACAGCAAGCAGUUGAAUCAGUUUCAAAACAGGAGUCCUUGAGCCCUUCCAAUUCACAGGAAACGCAUAAAGUUUACAGUACGUCUAUUCCAGAAAACGAAAGUUAUUCGUUUAUGAUGGAGAAUAACUCUAUUAAGUGUGUAGAGUUGGAUGAUGGUAAAACUAUCUCAAUUCCCAAUCGUCCAUCCACAUCGGGGAAACUUGAGAAUUCCUCAGUGAUAAAUCUCGUAGAACGUGACUUGUGUCAGCUACCAGAGGAACCAGACUACUCUAAUCCUUAUUUUUUAUUCCUCCAAAAAAACACCCGCUUAACUCAGAUUCCCGACUCAUUUUUCAACACCAUGCCCGAUCUGAUUUUUCUGGACAUGUCGGAUACUAAAAUCAAGAUCCUGCCUAGUUCACUUUUCAAGCUUUCCAAACUUAAGGUUCUUAUGUUGAGAAACUGUUUUCGUCUAGCGAAAAUUCCAUCCGAAAUCGGGAAUCUCAGCGAUAUGGAAGUGCUGGAUCUGUCGGGCAGUGAACUAUAUGACCUCCCCGAUGAAAUUGGUGAACUUACGCUUCUUACGCAUUUGCAGCUGUCCUUUUAUGGGCCUGAUGAUGAGAGUGAAUUUGUACAUUUGCCAUCUAAACUGAUUUCUCCCACUUUCUUAUCCAAGAUCAAGAAUCUCGAAGCUCUAAAUAUUUCAGUGCACCCUGAAGAUCACCGGUGGACUAACGAUGCCGAACCGAUAAUAAAGAACGUUGCUGAGUUGGAGAAUCUGAGUCAUCUUCAGUUCUACUUUCCAAAAGUAGAAAUGUUUGAGGAUUUCAUUCAGACAAGCCCUUCUUGGAAGAAGGGCAUCUUACGAAAAUUCUGCUUCGUUGUUGGCUGUGAUGUAAAACGAAUAGCAUCUCGAGUACCAGAUGAGGUAGAACAACUAUUCCGCAAAGAAACACAGUCCUUGAGAUUUGUGAAUGGCAAUGCUAAUCAGGUACCUCAAAUGAUUCAAAAUGUACUUGCACGUGCCACAUCAUUCUACCUGGAUCAUCACAUGAAAGUCAAGAGUUUGUCAGAAUUCCGGAUCUCCAAUUUCCGGUUACUAAAGUUCUUCCUAUUGAGAGAGUGCCCAAAAAUACAAACGAUUGUAGACAGCAGCUCAGCUGGAGACGUGUUUCCAUGUCUAGAACAUUUAAGAAUCUAUUAUUUGUGGGAACUGAAGCACGUAUGCGAAGCACCUUCAAUCUGGACAAGCUAUUUCCCGGCACUUACACAUCUAACAGUCAGCACGUGUCAUAAGCUAAAGUUCAUACUCUGGGAAUCCAUGGUUCCAUGCCUUCCCAACUUAAAGGAACUUGUGGUUGAAGACUGUGAAUCUGUGGAGGAAAUAGUUAAACAAGAAAAGGAGAGAGCAAUUUACACCGAUAACGGCGUAAUUCGUAUUGAAUUAAGCAGACUUGUACUUCAAUACUUACCUAAGUUGGUUAGUCUUGGAAAUGGCUUGUCUUUGUCAGAAGCCAAAAUCGAUAUUACUGGUUGUCCCCGUUUCAACUUGAAGCCCAAGGAACAUGCACUGGUAAAGCUUAUGAAACGUCUUGGUUGGUUAUUGGCUGUACUUGUUUUUUCGAUUUUAUACCGUUACUUUUUUUUCUGAGCUGCACUACAAUUUCAAAUGAUGUGAUCUACAAGUUCAACAGGAUCCUAAGAAAUAUCUGUAAGUGAGGCUGCAUUUCGUCUUGUAGAAUUACUUAAAUAUUUCAUUAAUUGUGUCUAUGCACUAAUAAGGCUGUAACUGUCUACUGUCUAGUCGAGUCGCAGAUAUGCACUCUGAUGAUCGAACCGUUUACAGUGCACACUGAUGUUCACCUUGAUGAAACUUGAAGAGUUACUAUGAUUCUAUUACUACUCA